Helobdella robusta is the source of this 540-nucleotide messenger RNA. RefSeq lists its product as hypothetical. The record is from RefSeq and is a predicted model, not a curated record. Lineage: Eukaryota; Metazoa; Annelida; Clitellata; Rhynchobdellida; Glossiphoniidae. The transcript has 2 exons. The coding region runs from base 1 to 540 and encodes 179 amino acids.
AUGACAAAAAUAUUUAAAACUUAUUCAAAGUUAUUUUUGGUGUUUUACUAUUUGUGGAUAAGUGAAUGUUUGUUGAACAACAAUUUGAUGAGUGACACGUUCAUUGAGGAAGAUGCCGAAGGACCAGGACAAUCAACAAAUCCCUACGCUACUCAAAUAUUGAAAAAUGAUGAUCAAGAUGAGCUUGUAAUGUAUAAAUAUAAAAUAGAGAAACCGUUGAAAUCAGCAGAAGACAAUAACUCUAAAUUGACAAAAAUAGUACUUAUUGAUAAUAUUCGCAAAGGAGCUUCUGAAAAACUUGAAAAAAUUUCGAAACGUAUGAAGAUGUUUUUGCUAUCUUAUUUGGUGGAUAAUUUGCCAUGGAAUCCUUUCUCAAACGACGACUCACAAACGGAUGGGGAAUUGAAAGAUGGCGCUAGUACAAAACGAACAAAGAAAGAAUGUAAAACCGGAAAAACGUACAAGCCACGCUAUCAUCCGUGGAGAGUUUGGGACAAUCCCUGCCUCCCCGAACCCCCGUUCAGUCCGUGGGGAGGUUGA